CCGCGGCAGAGGGCUUGGCCUGCAGCGUAACGUUGUCUCCGCAAGCACACGGCUGGCUGCGUGGCGUCGCCUGUGCUGUGGGACGCCGACACCUCAGGGUCUAGGCGGAAAUGCUCGGCGCCGCCCGCUUUGCACCCUGGGAGCCUCCAGCCCUUGGUGGUGUCGUCGUCUAAGGAAGCAGAGAACUCUUCCCUCAGAAACCGUUAGAGGCUUCCAGCAGGCGGGGGUGGGGGGGGCCCGAGGAGGAGCUUCAGGGCGCCCCCUCCUAUAAACCCCUGGUCUCCAGGCUCCCUGCCAGCCGUGGAGGCUUCUGAGAGGGCGAGUGCAGGCGGGCUGGGCCACGGCAGGUCACCUGGAGAGACUAUCCAGUAUCCACAGACAACACUCAUCAAUUUCUUCAUCUCUUGUUCUUGGAAUUCUUUGUUAUAUCACUGAAUAAUGGAUGAGGAGGACAGAGAAAAAGAGCAGAGGGAUGCAUCUGAUACAUCAGAAAAUAAAGAGAAGGAACAUGUCAGAGCUCUCUUCGCAAAACUACGCACCCUGCUGCAGACUCAUGGCUAUCCCGUAAAAGGAGACAGAGUGAAAACAGCGCAGAGCACUACUGCUGUGUCUCAGAAGGAAGACAAAGACAGUCCAGAAAGCUCUAGAGAGCAAUCUAAUUGGGUUCCAUCAUUCCACACCUAUGAAGACUUCAACCAUAUGACGCUACAAUCAUUAGAUGGAUUUAUGAUAAUACUGAGCACAGAUGGAGUGAUAAUUUUCGUGGAUGGAAAUAUCUCUUCUCUCCUUGGCUAUUUUUCAGAUGAGAUCACGGGUAAGACAUUAUUAAGUCUUCUGCCUGAUCAAGAGAAAGAUGAAGUUUAUGAAAAGAUUGCUCUGGAAUUUCCUUUGUCAUGCUCAGUAGGAAAACAUAUUGAGUUUUGCUGUCAUUUAAAAAGAGGAAAUGUUAAACAUGGUAGCAACCCUACUUAUGAAUACGUGAAAUUCAUUCUGAGUAUAAGAGACGUUUCUAGUGAGCUUUUGGUGCUCUUCAGUAGCUUCUUCUCCAGACGCUCCUACGAUGAGUCAUACGCUGUGAAUCUUCCUUUGAAGGAUCGGUUUUAUCUGGUGGGGACUGUUUGUAUCCUCAGGCCUCAGACCCUACAGGAACUUUGCACUGCAAAGGAAGCUGCUGAGGACAUUCCAGCAAUAGAAGAUUCGGAUGAGGAACACCUGUCUAUGGAGCACAGAAGUGUUCAAGGCCAAAGAAUAAGUUCUAGAAUGCAAUUCCUGCAUGAUGAACCUGAUGCUGCUGCCUCAGACGUCAAGCAGUAUGGAUCACAAGAAUCUGUUCCUGUAAUUCAGAUAGAGUCUGAUACAUCUUUUGACUCCAGCAUAUCUUCCCCAGAAACUAUACCUGACUCUCCAGCUACAUCAUCUUUGCAAAGCUUUGAAUCUGAACAUAAAGUGGAAAACGUGGAUGAGGUGGAAGAGGUAGAAGAGGUGGACCAGAUGGAUGAGAUGGAAGAGGUGGAGCAAGUGGAGGAGGUGGAGCAAAUAGAGCAGUUGGAGCAGGAGGCCCAGGUGGAGGAGGUGGAGCAGGAGGCCCAGGUGGAGGAGGUGGAGCAGGAGGCCCAGGUGGAGCAGGUGGACCAGAAGAACCUCUUGUCCUCCAGUUUGGCUGCUGACAUCAGUGAUCAGCCAUUACCAUCACUAUCAUCAAUUGCAUCAUACAUCGACAAACGUGAGCUGGAACUGAUGAAGAAGUUCAAAGAGCAGCUGGAAGAGAAGACUCAGAUGCUGCAUGCUGACAUCAGAAACCAGCAGAAGGCACUGGAAAUGAUUAGGGAGCAGCUUCAGGCAAUGCAGGAGUCCAAAUUUCAGAUGCAACCAAACACCUCACUCUACAUUGAAAAUCCUGAGCCCCAGUCUUUGGAGCCAGUGCCCAAGAAACGACGCACUGAGCAAAUGAAGUCCCUCCCAGAUCUCAAGGAGGCCAAAGAUUUCUGUGGUUCAUAUUCGUCUCACUCUUUCAAAUUCCCUGAGGAGCUUGAGGAGCCUUAUGAUGCCUCCACCCAGCAGCACCUGCAGGAGCAGGAACAAUACCUGCAGCAACAGAUGCAGCAGGAGGAGCUGCUGCAGGAACAGCCACAGCAGCAUAAUGUCGUUUUGGGAGAUGAAACACUGCAAAUAGGCCUGCCAAACCAAAGCAGCGUUUCUCUGCCCCUCUAUAAUGACCCCGUGAUGUUCACGCAGAGCCAGCCUGUCGUUCCUGUCCAAUUAGGAGAUGAGCAACAGCCCUCUGAGUACUAUCAGGACGAAAACCUUGGGGGCCAGGAAGAUGAGAGUCGUAGCUUUCUUCCUGAGGACCUGCGGGGGUCCUCCAUGAAUCUGCUGUCCAUGGCACGUAGCCCAAGCUCGAUUUCCUCUACCAGUUUUCCUGAGUGUCUCAUUGGUUCUGAUUCAAACUUAGUCCCCCUGGACACCUCGCAGGAGUACAUCCAUCUUUGGCAACAGCCACCAGAUCCACAGCAUGACCUUUACCUCCAAGAGGAUACUUGGUCUUCCAAUGAGCAGGCCAUCCUGCAAGACCAAGCUGCCUGGCCCCAGCAGGCACAAGCCCCUGAGGCAGGAGCCCAGCUACCUCCAAGUCCAGAGGCUUUCCAGGCCCCUGCUGAAUAUCCACCAGACCAAAUCAGCUAUUUCGUGCCUGCAGAGCAGUCCAGCUUGGAUGAACACCAGCACCAGCAGUACUUUCAUACCGAGUCUUGAGAGAAGAGAGGAGACAGGCCGAUGAGGCCUGCGUGGCUAGGGGACUCCAAGGCUUAUAGAGUCCCCUAGAGUAGGGGUUAGGGGGUGGGUGUGGAUACUUACUAUUCUUUCCUGAUAAGUUCUUUCUGUAAUUGUUAGUUGAGCACAACCUGUUUUGUGGAAGCAGAGGCAGCCUAUGAUCCCCAGUGGGCUAGUAUGUGACAGCAGCCAGGCCACAGCAGGAGACCGCUGUGCCCACCUGCCCUUCCCAGUCUCGCACACACCUAUUCUCCCAUGGGGUGGCAGGCUGCAGAGUCUCAUCAACUUAGAACACCCUUUUUCUGCCAAGAAAUAUUUUCCAGCAUGUUUUACUAUCUAGGAAGAAGCUGUUUUGUCUUAAGCUGCAAGAAUUCCAAGGCCUUGGCCUUGAUGAUGAAGCCCUGCAUCUCUUCCACAGUCUUUUGGGGAAACCCACAGGGAACAGCAUUACAACUGUGGGAAGCUGAAAUAAGGUCAACAGAGGCGCUUCAUGCUGAAAUAGUCACAACUUAACUGCUUAAUAAAAAUUGUCUUUCA
Molecule: messenger RNA, 3306 nt
Organism: Equus caballus (horse)
Lineage: Eukaryota; Metazoa; Chordata; Mammalia; Perissodactyla; Equidae
Gene: PASD1
Product: PAS domain containing repressor 1
Biological process (GO): regulation of transcription by RNA polymerase II; negative regulation of circadian rhythm; circadian regulation of gene expression
Cellular component (GO): CLOCK-BMAL transcription complex
Molecular function (GO): DNA-binding transcription factor activity, RNA polymerase II-specific
Source: RefSeq, a predicted model, not a curated record